UAUAACGUUUAUAUCGGACGUAUACGUGAAUGUAGAAGCAGAAAAAUAAGAUUUUCAUUGAAUUUAAAUAAAAAUUUACUAAUAACAAAGUAUAGAAAACAGAAGAUAAUUUGAACAUAAAUAAUAGAAUAUAAAAAAAAGUUUAUUUAUUCAGGUCUAAAUUAAAAACCGAAUAAAAGGGGAAUUAAAAAAUGGAACCGCAACUGACGGGAGAUGAAAUAGUGAUAUCUGGUAUAGCUGGAAGAUUUCCGAAUAGUGAAAAUGUUAACGAAUUGCAGAAAAAUCUUUUAAAUAAAAUAGACUGUGUUGGUGACAGCAAAGUUCGUUGGGACUAUGAAAAUCCAAAAGUUCCUCCGCGAAUCGGUACAAUGAAAGAUAUUGACAAAUUUGAUCGUAUAUUUUUUGGAUUUCUUGGGAAAAUGCUGGAUUUGAUGGAUCCUAUGAUAAGAAUGACAAUCGAAACUGCAUACGAAGCAGUCGCAGAUGCUGGAAUUAAUCCAAGAAAUUUGAAAGGAAAGAAAACGGCUGUCUUUACUGGAAGCGGUAUUUCAGAAUCCGAAAUGAUAGUUCUUUAUGAAAAAUUUGGGCAAAAUGGAUUAGGCUUAAUAGGAGUCAGUCGUGCUAUGUUGGCAAAUAGAAUUUCAUUUUUCUUUGGCCUUAAUGGACCAAGUGUUAACAUAGAUUCCAGCUGCUGUGGAGGUGCCAGUGCAUUAUACGAAGGAUUUAUGGCAAUUAAAGAUGGACGAGCUGAAAGUGCCAUUAUCGGUGCCAGUAAUGUUGUUUUACAUCCAAACAUGUCAUUACAAUUAUUUUUGUUAGGACUUUUAUCGCCCGAUGGAAAGACAAAAUCAUUUGACGAUGCAGCUGAUGGUUAUGCUCGCAGUGAAGCAACUGUAGUUCUAUUUCUUCAAAAAGCUCGUGACGCAAAGCGUAUUUAUGCAGAAGUGAAAAAUGCCAGCACAUAUUUUGGAAGUAUAAACAAUAAACUUUCUAUUUCUUAUCCGACUCAUGAUUUCCAAGCCAACAUAAUGAAAACGACAUUAAAGGACUGUGGUAUUUCGGGAAAAGAUAUUUCACUCAUAGAGGCAACAGGUUCGGGUCUUAAAGAUGUUGAUGCUGAAGAAAUAAAAGCAAUUGACGAAGUUUACAAUGAAGGUCGAAAAUUACCCCUUCCUAUUGGAUCUGUUACAUCAAAUCUUGGCUCAUGUUCAGCCGUAAAUCCGUUAAAUGGAAUUAUUAAGGUUAUUACGGCAAUGGAGUCAGGAUACAUUCCGCCAAAUCUUCAUUUUCAAAAACCAUCUGACCAAAUCCCUGCUCUUAAAGAAGGUCGAUGUAAAGUUGUAACAGAAUUAACUCCAUGGACUGGGGACUACGCGGUCGUUAAUAGUUUAGCAUUUACAGGUGCUAGUGCUAAUAUUAUAUUAAAAGAUUUCAAAAAGGAAAAGAAAAAUAAAGGGGAGCCUAAAGACAAUCUGCCAAGAUUAGUCAUAUGUUCAGGAUGUACAGAAGAAGCUGUUGACUUCAUACUAAACCAUCUGGAAAACAGAUCCGUCGAUGUGGAAAUGCUUCAGCUUAUAUACGAUAUAUUUAAAACUGAAAUUCCAGCUCAUAUGUAUAGAGGAUAUACUCUUCUGCCUCCACAUGGAUUAACAGAAAUUAAAACGAGAGGAAUUCAACAUAACCCAAAUUUAAGGAAAGAAAUUUGGUACAUGUUUUCCGGUAUGGGUUCUCAAUGGGUCGGAAUGGGAGAAGCUUUAUUGCAAAUACCUAUUUUCGCGCAAGCUAUAGAGAAGUGCGAUAAAGUUCUUAAGCCAAAGGGUAUCGACAUUUUCCGCAUCAUUACAGAAAAGGAUCCAAAAAUGUUUGACAACAUUAUCAAUUCUUUUGUUGGAAUUGCUGCUAUUCAGAUUGGAUUAGUAGAUCUUUUAGACUCCAUUGGACUAAAACCAGAUUUCCUAAUUGGUCAUUCAGUUGGAGAAUUAGGUUGUGCUUAUGCUGAUGGAUGUUUUACAGCAGAGGAAAUGGUUCUAGCUGCAUUAUGCAGAGGUCUGGCUUCAGUGGAAACAGAAAUGCCAAAAGGUUCCAUGGCAGCAGUUGGCCUUGGUUAUGAAGAAAUUAAAAACCUUUGCCCACCCGAUAUUGAUGUAGCUUGUCAUAAUAGCGCUGACAGUUCCACUAUCAGUGGUCCUGCAGAUUCUAUGAAAGCAUUCGUCGCACAAUUGAAAGCGAAAAAAAUUUUUGCCAAGGAAGUGGCAUGUAGUAACAUAGCCUAUCACAGUCGCUAUAUUGCUCCAGCAAGUGAAAAAUUAAGAAAAUACCUUCAAGAGAUAAUACCUAAUCCAAAACCUCGAACUAAUCGCUGGGUAAGCAGUUCAGUUCCACGUGAAGAAUGGAAUUCUCCUAGGGCUCGACUAUCAUCAGCAGAAUAUCACACGAAUAACCUUCUGAAUUCUGUUCUCUUUGCCGAAACUGCAAAAUCUAUUGCAUCAAAUGCAGUUGUUAUCGAAAUAGCUCCUCACGGCCUUCUACAGGCAAUUGUAAAAAAAUCAUUGCCAGAGAAUGUCAUUAAUAUAUCGUUAACUAAAAGAAACCAUUCCGACAAUGUCUCGUUUCUUUUUGAUGCUUUAGGAAAAAUUUACAAUACUGGCUACAAUAUCACUGUGUCUAAUCUUUAUCCUAAAGUCAACUAUCCAGUAUCACGAGGAACACCUUCAAUUUCAUCUUUAAUUCGAUGGGAUCACUCAACUAGCUGGAACACUCACUUUUUUAAAAAACCGGAAGAAAUUAAGAAAGGAGUGAUGAAUUUCAUAAUUAAUUUGAAAGACGAGAAGUGGCAAUAUUUGAAUAAUUAUAAGAUUGAUGAGAAGGUAGUUUUUCCUACUUCUCUAUAUUUAAAACUUGCUUGGGAUGUUUUAAAAUCGUUAAAAGAUGAUUCUGAACUCUCUGUUGUUUACCAAAACGUAUAUAUACAUAAACAUCAAGUAGAAAUUCAAGAAGACAAAAAUAUUACAUUAAAAGUAAUGGUUCAAAAAGGGACUGGUGUCUUUGAAGUAACAAAAAACGAAAUUUUACUAUGCUCCGGAAUUUUACAAGCGACGGAAACUCCUAACGUAGAAUGCAGUUUAGUUGCUAAAAAAGCUGAUAAUGAUUCUCAGGAUCUAAGUGAAAGUGAUAUUUACACUGAGUUGGAGAUGCGCGGUUUACAAUACUCAGGUCCCUUUAGAAACAUUCGUAAAUCAUCAGCAAAUGGAUGCAAUGGAGCUUUAGUAUGGAAAGAUAAUUGGACAACCUUUUUAGAAGGAAUAAUUCAAAUGCAUUUACUUGCAAAUGACAUAAGAAAACCUCAAGUGCCGAUUAAAAUUAGAAAAAUUGUAAUUAAUUUAAAAUUACAAGAAGAAAUUAUCAACAAAUCAUAUGAAAUUCCUGUCACAGUAAAUAAGGGAAUAGAAAUUGUGAAAGCAGGUGGUGUACUAAUAGAAGGAAUCGUUCUAACAUCCAUUUUGCAUAAAACUUUUAAAAAAAAUAUUGUUACUAAAAAACUUGAAUUCAGUUCUGGAAUGGAUAGACCACUGUUUAACUUAUCAGAAAUGAUAAUUCCUUCAAAUAUUCGUAAAGCAACUAAUUGGAUAGCUAGACAAAUAAAUCAUAACGAUUUGAAAUCAAUCUCCUGGGUCGAAGGGUUUCAUAAAAACGAUGCAAACACAAUCAAAGUUGAAUAUUCAGCAGUCAAUCAAUCAGAUAUUCUCUUAGCAACUACUAAAACUGAGUUUGAAAAUACUGGAAAAAAUAAACUAGAAAUGAAGUGCUUUGGUCAAGAAUAUUCUGGAAUUAGUUCAAGGGGAAGUAGAGUUAUGGGAAUAUCGGAAAAUAGUACACUUUCAAAUUAUAUAACAGCUGACACUGAUUACACAUGGAAAAUACCUGAGAAUUGGACUUUAGAAGAUGCUGCAACUGUACCUUUAGCAUAUGCAGUUGCAUACUUGGCUUUAGUGAUAAAGGGAGAUUUACAGAAAAACGAAUCAGUUUUUGUCUACGAUAGUGCCUCUUCCAUUGGGCAAGCUAUCAUUAAUAUAGCCUUCAAUAUCACACCACAAGUAUUCGUUGGACACGCUAGUGAUAUCAACAAAAAAAAUCUAAUGAGCAAUUUUAAAAAUAUUCCUGAGCAUCGUUUUAUAAAUGCAUCAGAAAAUUUCGCUGAUCAAAUUUUAGCACAAACUGAAGGAAAAGGAGCUGAUCUCAUAAUAUAUAAUGGAGAUGAUUUAAGUAAAAUAGAGACUUGGCUGAUGUGUGUGAAAAGAAAAGGAAAUAUCAUUAUCAUCGGACACUUACAACAAGCAUUAACUAAAUCAAUAGGCAUGCAAAUUUUCUUAAAAGUAAUUGAUUGUUUUUCAAUAAUUCCAACCAAAAUUAAUAGCCUUGAUCUAGCAACUAAAAAAAUAUUAUCAAAAAUGAUUGAAAAUGGAUUAGCAGCGCGAACUAUAAAGCCAUUGCCUAGACGUAUCUAUUCAAGGGAAAUGUUAAAAAAUGCUUUUAUUGAUGGAGCUACAAAUAAUGUUUACGGAAAAAUCAUUGUUAAAGUACAGCCAGAAGAUGGAAGUAAUAAAGCUCUGACAAUCCCUUGUUUUCUAUGUAAUAGAGAAGGUUCUUAUUUAAUAAUUGAAGGAUUGAGUGACUUUGGACUCGAAUUAGUUAACUUUUUAGUUGUCAGAGGUGCCAAAAAUAUUGUUAUAGUAUCCGAAUCAAAAAAUACUAGAGCGUACAGUAAUCACAGAAUUAAUUUGUGGAGAGAAUAUGGGGUAUCAUUUGUAGUUCGCGAAGAAUUGGACCUUACCCAACAACAAAACGGGAAUGUUCUUCUUGAAGAAGUCAAUACACUUGGUACAGUAGAUGGCAUUUUUGAUCUACAGCGUAUUGAACAUUCGUCAAAAAGGUCUUCCAAUUCGAAAUAUUUGUUUACCAAAUAUAUUUUUGAAGAAUCUAAGCAAAUGUGUCCUGAUUUACGACAUUUCGUUGUUUUUGCAACAUGUAAAAAUAGCAGGGAAAAUAUCGACGAUGUUUUGUUAAGAGAAAUCGAUUUGACAAAGAUUUGCCAAGAAAAAUCAAAAGGAGCUACCGUGGGACUUUUGAUUCUUUUAGGACCAAUUGCUGGAAUUGCGGAAUGGACUACUAAAAACGAGACUAAUGUACCUUUAUUGUCUAUACCUAGUAUUAUUGAACAAAUGGAUAAUUUAAUAGAAUCGAACGCGUCGAUUGUAUCUGUUUGUCACAAAUCAUUAGAAGUAAAAUCUGAGAAGGUUGAAUUAGAGGUAGACACCCCUGAAGAAACGUCAAAGUCAAAAUUCUACAAUUAUAUCAGCGCAGUUCAAUUAUUGACAACGUCCUCUAUGUUUCGACUUUCGAACGAAAAGCAAACAUAAAGAUUAAUUAUUAUCUUUAAAAAAUUAGUUAAGAUAAUAGAUUAGAUAAUAAUUGUUUGCCUUGUUUCUUGUCUUAUAUUAAAAUAAAGAAAAAUAUAAUGAAAUUGUUUGAAAUUAA
Messenger RNA from Leptopilina boulardi, 5535 nucleotides. Its product is annotated as fatty acid synthase-like. Bases 192 to 5417 code for a protein of 1741 amino acids. Gene Ontology annotation, molecular function: fatty acid synthase activity; oxidoreductase activity. The record is from RefSeq and is a predicted model, not a curated record. Gene Ontology annotation, biological process: fatty acid biosynthetic process. The transcript is spliced from 14 exons. Lineage: Eukaryota; Metazoa; Arthropoda; Insecta; Hymenoptera; Figitidae.